Molecule: messenger RNA, 4847 nt
Organism: Gymnogyps californianus (California condor)
Lineage: Eukaryota; Metazoa; Chordata; Aves; Accipitriformes; Cathartidae
Gene: SLC40A1
Product: solute carrier family 40 member 1
Exons: 8
Coding region: 140-1882 (580 amino acids)
Biological process (GO): iron ion transmembrane transport
Cellular component (GO): basolateral plasma membrane
Molecular function (GO): peptide hormone binding; iron ion transmembrane transporter activity
Source: RefSeq, a predicted model, not a curated record
CGCCCGCGGCGCAUAAGGCUAAGGCUUUCCGACUUCAGCUACAGUGCUAGCUAAGUCGGGGAAGGCAACACGGAGCGAAGCCGCGCGUCCCCCCGCCUCGUCUCGACAUCGGGCUCUGGCAGCGGCUGAGCGGGCCAGCAUGGCGCGGGGAGCGGAGCCGGCGGGCGAGCGGCGGCGCUGCGGAUCUGUGGUUGCCUAUUUCACGUCUGCAAAGUUUCUUCUUUAUCUUGGACAUGCACUGUCCACUUGGGGAGAUCGUAUGUGGCAUUUUGCUGUGUCUGUAUUCCUGGUUGAACUUUAUGGAAACAGCUUACUCCUGACUGCAGUCUAUGGACUGGUUGUGGCGGGAUCAGUUCUUCUCCUGGGAGCCAUUAUUGGAGACUGGGUGGACAAGAACUCCAGGCUCAAAGUGGCCCAGACAUCCUUGGUUGUACAGAACGCAUCUGUCAUCCUGUGUGGUAUUAUCCUGAUGAUUAUCUUCUUGUUUAAGACACAGCUUUUGACCUUAUACCAUGGAUGGCUUCUUACGAUGUGCUAUAUCCUGGUUAUCACAAUAGCAAAUAUUGCCAAUUUGGCCAGCACUGCCACAGCGAUCACAAUUCAGAGGGACUGGAUUGUUGUGGUUGCAGGGGAAGACAGAAGCAAACUGGCAGAUAUGAAUGCCACAAUAAGAAGAAUUGAUCAGUUGACCAAUAUCUUGGCCCCAAUGGCAGUUGGUCAGAUAAUGACAUUUGGCUCCCCGAUGAUUGGCUGUGGAUUCAUUUCUGGCUGGAACCUGAUGUCGAUGUGUGUGGAAUAUCUGCUGCUCUGGAAGGUUUAUCAGAAAACCCCUACUCUGGCUCUCAAAUCUGCAAAAGUUGAAGAAUCGGAACUGAAACAGCUGAAUGUAAAGAAAGAGAGUGACAUGAAACCUGCAGAAGGAGUGCAGUUAAUUGUUGAGAAAGAUGUAACUGGCUUUGAGCCCCAACAGGAGAAGGAAAUCAGCUGCGCUGCCCGGAUUGCUGAACCUUUCAUCACGUUUCGUGAUGGAUGGGUUGCGUACUACAACCAGCCAGUGUUUCUUGCAGGCAUGGGUCUUGCAUUUCUGUAUAUGACUGUUCUGGGCUUUGAUUGUAUUACUACAGGCUAUGCAUACACUCAGGGUCUGAGUGGCUCUGUGCUAAGCCUCCUGAUGGGUGCCUCGGCAGUCACUGGAAUCAUGGGAACAGUAGCUUUCACUUGGCUUCGUCGCAAAUGUGGCCUGGUUCGCACGGGCCUUAUUUCUGGAGUUGCUCAAUUUGCUUGUCUGGUCUUGUGUGCCAUCUCUGUAUUCAUGCCUGGAAGUCCUCUGGAUUUGACUGUUUCCCCAUUUGCUGACAUCAGUGCCAGGCUGUUUGAAAGUGAACCAUUACCUACUAUAGCACCUCCAGAAGAUAAGCCUGAAAUGGUUUUUGCAACUGGAAUGCCCAGCUUGUUAAACGGGUCUACUACUCCUGCUAACGGCGACCCAGAGAUGAGUCCUGAGCCUGUGCCUUUAAUCUCUGUUAGUCUCCUGUUUGCAGGAGUCAUUGCUGCUAGAGUUGGCCUUUGGUCCUUUGAUUUGACUGUCACACAGUUGCUCCAAGAAAAUGUGGUAGAAUCUGAAAGAGGCAUCAUAAACGGUGUCCAAAACUCCAUGAAUUAUCUUCUUGAUUUGCUGCACUUCAUCAUGGUCAUCUUGGCCCCAAACCCUGAAGCUUUUGGCUUAUUGGUGCUUAUUUCUGUGUCUUUUGUUGCAAUGGGCCACAUAAUGUACUUCAGAUUUGCCCAAAAAAGCUUGGGAAAACAACUUUUUGUUUGUUGCACUCCUGAUCCCAAAGCAGUCUCUGACAGUUCACCACCUGGUAAUACAUCUACUGUCUGAAAGGAUCCACUUCUCUUACUAACUUGCUACACAGAUAUCAUGGUUAAACACAUAUACUGCCUUUUGUGACCCUAAGGUGUUUCUCUAGAGUUGAAUACGUACCUUAGCUGUUUGAGGAAGCUGUCCCAAGAGAGCUAAAAUUCAUCUUACAGUGACCCUGUUAAAAUGUUUCAUGUUUGGCAGAGGACAACCUAGUUGGAUCUUGACAGCUGAUGUUUCAAAGGAUCCCCACAAGUUAUACAUCUAGUCACAAAAAUAAUGCUGAAUUUCUGUUGCUGACCCCCACAGAGUGAUACUGUUUAGUGAUUAUACAUACUCUAUUUGUUCAUGAAUUCUGAACAAUUCUUGUGCUCAUUGAGCAAAACGAGGGUUUUUUUAGUUGCUUCAGAAUAACUUGAUAUACAGUAUUUGGUUUCGUGGGGUUUUUCUGUUUUUCCCUUACAAUGAACAGUUCUGCUCCCCUAUCUUCUCAAAUUGGUAUAAACAUCCUUCUUGGAUUCCUGAAGCGGACUCUUUAAGUUCCGAUGUUUUCCCAAAAUACCUUUUUAGUAUUCUAUCUGUUUUGGUUUAACUUUACAGAAACACCUUUGUAGUUUUUUUGCAUGUUUCCUUACAAAUUAGACGAGUGCUAGGUACAAGAUAGUGUAUUAGACUUUCGUUGCACUUCAUAAAGUAAAACAUAGCCUCAUUUUAGCAGAAGGUAUUGAUGUAACAUUAUAAAGCAUGGCUUUUUUUAAUUGCAAAUGACAGGUCUGCUCAGGUUUGAUGUAGCAGAAAGUGCUAAGGUCAGGAGUACUGGUACAGAAAGAUAAAGUCUAGGGCUAACUUAGUUUUUGCCUCAGAGUAUAAGCAGCUUUAGUUUAUUUUUGAAUGCUAUUGUUUUCAGAAACCCUAUUAAAGCCUGAUGUAUUGGAAAAUUAUUAGUAUUCCAGGCGAAAGAAGUAAAAGAAGUGGAUUACUUGCAUUUAUCUGUUUUACAUGUAUGUGAAUUUUGACUCAGUUUGUUCUAAAAUACCGCUAAAACAAUGAGAUAUUGGACUGUGUGGCCCUCUAAAGCAAUGUCCGAGCAAUGAAGAAUGGUAUAUCCCUUUGAUUUUCAAGAAGUUCUGGCGUUUGGUUUUUUUACCCUGCAUGUGUACUAACACAGCACUUCCAUAGUCAUUAACUGUAUGUGCACUUUUGUGGAAGCUACUCUACGCACUUUGCUUUCUCAGUAGAGUUGAACCCAGUAGCGUUCUGAGUUUUCCUAUGGCAUGACAGUAUGACUUCUAGACUUAAAUCUUUGUAAAAUAUUUGUUCGCAAAGUAAGUAGUAUGCAAAAACAUACGUCAGCAACUUGUGAAAAGUAUCCUCUGUAACUUUUAAGGUUUUUUUUAUUUUAGGUACUGUCCUUCGCACAGUCAUCUAUGUUGCCAGACUUCAACCCUGGAAUGUAAGUGUGUGAACUCCACUGACAUUAAAGGCGUUAGACCAGGGCUGAAUCUAGGCCAUUCAUCUUAAAAUUUGUAAUGAUUACAUUAUAUAUCAAACUGAAUAGAAUGUAAAAAACCUCUAGUGGCUUUUGUCUCAGAUACAAUAUUUUGUAAGAGGAGUGAAAGUGAAUGAAUGGGAAUCCAAUGUACAACCAAUGUACUUGCAGCCCUCAGUAUUCAACAACUGGACAUAACAAUUUUUCUCCUCUAAUGGACCAAAACUAAUCAUUACUGUUAUGUUACUGAAAGUUUCUCAGGGAUGUUUUCACUAGGUUUAUAAGUGUUUAUACUUUGACCAAGCUUUUGGGUUUUGUUUUGAUACAAUAAAGUAAAAUAUGUAAAUUAGAGUAGUUUUAAAAUUUGUGACUCAAUCCUGAGUGUAACUUCUUAAGGAAAAGGGAAUUUUGCCAUGAGCAGAAUUUAAAAGUCAGAAGACAAAUAAAAAAAGCUUAUCUAGAUUUGUAGAAUAAAUAUGCCCAAAGGAUAGUCUAUACAGUAUGUGAUAAGUAUACUAGAAAAUAAAAUACCUCUGAUUUGCCAAAUAUGUUUUCUCAUGUGUAUCUAAUCUAAAUUGGGACCAGAUUUAAAUAUUGCUGAAUAUAAAUAAAGGUAGCCCAAAUGUCAGUGAAAGCCUCUAUACUGCACUUUGAACAUGUGAAUGCCACUGUAUAUAUUGGACUCACUGGCCAUCAGGGAAACAAAGCUGAAAAUGCAGCUUCUUGUGGGCUGUCUAUAGCCUACAGAACCCAGUGUGCCUAAAGCUUAAUGCUGUAGCACUAAGCACCAGACAUCCCAGAGAGGAUGUAUUCCUGAAGUCUAGAGAGCUCUAAAAACAUAACAAAUAGAGCUGGGAGCAUACCAUGUUCCUAUCUGUUCCCAAAGUCUUUUUUUUUCCCCAAGAGCAAUGUAGUCUUAUUUCAGUUGAGUAGCAAUUUGUUUCAUAAAUAGUUCCACUAGAUAGUGCAGUCUGGAUCUCAAGCCAAAAAAGAAGUAUUGGGAGGGGACUGGACCUUUGUAUUUUGUACACAUAAUGUUGCUAGGAUUCAUAUGUGCAGAUACGCAGGUGGAAGGCAAGACAAUCCUAAAAGAGAAAGGUGGAUGCUAGCUUUAAGAGAAAUAAGGAGGUCUGAAUUGGAAAUCUUGUAUGUAUUGGUCUGAGUCAGAUGUCAAAAAAUGUAUGCUGCUUGAGCACAACCCAUUUGUGUGUAAGUCUAAGAUGUACGCAGACACCUGUACUGAUUAGUGCUUUGAAGCAAUGUGGAGUCUGAAGCCUUACUUAGCAGGACUUUCAAUAAGUAAGCAUUUUUGGCCUUGUAUUUAUUUAUUUUUUUUAAAAUGUGUCCGAUUUGGAUGAAAACUGCCCUUAAAAUGUACGCACUAGAAAUCAAUCUUACCAGAAUAGCAUAUUUUAUUAUACAACCUUAUGCUGGACAUAGUAUUGAUUUAUGUAUUACUAUUGUUAAAGCUAAUGAAUAAAUUUGCAUAAAAAUUUA